Messenger RNA from Phytophthora megakarya, 1449 nucleotides. Lineage: Eukaryota; Oomycota; Peronosporomycetes; Peronosporales; Peronosporaceae. The record is from the annotation of a GenBank genome assembly.
AUGCCAUUUGGACUCCAAAAUGCGCCGUUGAAUUAUCAGCAAAUGUUAGACAACUGCCUUUGGUGUUUUGUGCGACUUCCUCCUGAAGAAGCUAAGGCGGACUCGGAAGUCCUAAAAUUAUUAGGGAUCAAGUCUGAGAAUAAAGUGGGAAGACAAGAAUUGUCUCCUUUGACUGAAGAUUUAACAGUAUUCGGAGGAAUAUCCCCGCUCCUGCAGAGCUCAGACCUGUUCUGGGACGAAGUUCACGAUAACGCGUAUGGAGCGGAAACCUGGGAUCAAAUAUCGGUUGUUCUAUCGAUUGCGAUACGGGGAAUCUCUGUGAGUAUUUCGAAGAGUGAGUUUGGCAAGAUAAUUAUCUCUUAUCGGUCACACGAAAUUGGUGCGGAAGGGAUCAGAGCCAAACCCAAGAUUGCAAAAGGUGUCUGGUAUCUGCCGUUCCCGACCGCGCUCAAGGGUGCGCUAUCGUUUCUGGGAAGCCUCAACUACUACAAUAAGUUCAUAGAGAAUCUCGCAGUGGUCGCCGCUGUCCUGUAUGAAUUACCGGACGAGCAGACCCGAGCUGGUAGAGGCCUGGAACCUGCAAUGGAAGCUUUUGAGAUUCUCAAACAAAAUAUUGUUUCCACUCCGAUACUGAGACAUCCAGACAGGGAGAGGCCAUUCAUUAUCAUUCUGCAUGCAAUUCUUUGGGCGGUGAGUGCUGUGCUGGGUCAGGAAUAUGAUGAAAUGAUAUACCCAGUCCGGUUCACAGGCAGAGUACUGCAAGAUCAAGCAUUACGCCAUUACCAGGCAGAGAAGAAAAUAGUGGGAUUACUCAGUGUUCUCAGAGUAUUCUACCUUAUGUUAGUGGGCAACGCCAGAUUAAAGGUGUAUACGCACUAUUUAGUUAUGAGAUGGCUGUUCAAGUAUAAGUUCUUAGAAGGUCGUUGUGAGAAAUGGACAGCUAGGUUGGCACCCUGGUCGCUUGAAGUACACAACAUUCAGAAUGACGAGGAUGGACUAGCAUCGAUUCUGGGAGCUGGGAUCACCCUGCGUGACAUACUCGAUCAAAUCGCUAAGAAUCUCAUCCUGGCGAAAGACCGAAUGGUUAGCGCACCUCCUAUUAAUCUCGAGAUGUUAAAAUCAGGAUUUACCUGGGAUGUGGUUGCGGCUCGAAGAUUUCAUUUUGAAGGUAUCAGCGUGAAUGAAGCUGAGUAUCAUGGCAUGGUUGAGGAUUUAAAGAUGGUGUUGGAUCGAGGGAUCCGGGAAUUAAUCAUCGUAGGUGAUUUCCGGAUAGCUAUUCAACAAGCGCAGGGACUUAUCCCAUGUCUAAACCCUGGAUUGCAGUUGUUGCUUGACCAGUUCGAAAGUCCGCGCAAAGAGUUCAAGUCUGUGCGAUUAGUGCAUGUAAAACGGGAGUAUCAUGCCGCUGCUGAUUAUGUGACUUGUCCUGGAAUUCCGUGGAAUUUUUAG